Molecule: messenger RNA, 792 nt
Organism: Lottia gigantea (owl limpet)
Lineage: Eukaryota; Metazoa; Mollusca; Gastropoda; Lottiidae
Exons: 5
Coding region: 1-792 (263 amino acids)
Biological process (GO): activation of GTPase activity
Molecular function (GO): guanyl-nucleotide exchange factor activity
Source: RefSeq, a predicted model, not a curated record
AUGUUUGAAAUUAUUACUUCAGAGGCAUCCUAUUUAAAAAGUUUAAAUAUUGUGAUAAAUGUUUUCCUGUUUUCACAAGAAUUUUCUGCUGAUCAUUCAGAUCGCUGUGUUCUUACUAAACGUGAAAGAACUGUGUUAUUUUCUAAUAUUGGAGCUAUAAGAGACACCAGUGAAAAGUUUUUAGCUGAUCUAGAAGAAAGAUGGAAGGAAUCGUGUAUAUUAAAAGAUAUCUGUGAUAUUAUUUAUUCUCAUGCUUCGCGCAAUUUUGAACCAUAUAUAAGAUACUGUAGUAACCAAAAAUUCCAGACUAAAGCCUUAGAUAUUCUCAAGAAAAAGGCAGAUUAUCAGGAAGCAGUUCGUCGUUUAGAGUCUAAUCCAGACUGCCAAAAUCUGCCCAUGUCUUCAUUUUUACUGUUACCCAUGCAGAGAAUAACUCGUCUUCCUCUAUUAGUUGAUGCUAUUUGUCAUAGAUUAGAACCUGGUAUCACUCUUCAUAAAUCAGCAUCUAAAGCAUUAGAUACAUUAAAUAAGUUGGUAAAGAGAUGUAAUGAAGGUGCUAAAAAGAUGCACCAAGCAGAGGAAAUGUGUCAAAUAGCUAGUCAGUUAGAUUUUUCUAGAGUUAAGGAAUUUCCUAUUCGCUCUGCUUCACGGUAUUUAGUAAAGAAAGGGGAUUUAGUCAGAGUCAUCAAUGAUGGUAGUAGAAUGCCAUUUGGUAAAAAGAGUGGCACAAAACAUAAUGUAACUCUGUAUCUUUUUAAUGAUAUCAUGAUACUAACUAAGAAAAAAGGGUAA